Linum tenue is the source of this 1589-nucleotide messenger RNA. Lineage: Eukaryota; Viridiplantae; Streptophyta; Magnoliopsida; Malpighiales; Linaceae. The record is from the annotation of a GenBank genome assembly.
UUCUCGCGUCAGCCAAACUCUUUCUUCCUUCAUAAUCGACAACUCCUCGCCGGAGAUUGUACUUGUCCGGUCAGGGUAUUUCAAAAACAUAAAGAGAAUGAGAGCCAGCAGCUUUUGUAACAAUUUAUCGACUGAGCUCAGUGCCCGCCAUAGUAUCACUCCCGUUCACGGGUGUUCAAGACGCUGCAAAUUCGGGGCGACCUCGCCUUCAACCAACUUCAGUGUGUCCUUCAGCUCUUCAAUUAUUCUUGCCCUACAGUGAAGUCUAUGAUUCUGGGUUUUCUUCAGUUUGAGAAUCGUAGAAAUGGGGUUUUUUUUUUGGGCAGGAACUCGUCGUUUGUCUAUUCAUUGUGCUGCUGUUCGGUUCCGGCCCUGCAUUGAUAUACACAAGGGGAAAGUGAAACAAAUUGUUGGGUCUACUCUUCGGGAUUCCAGUGAGGAUGGUUCAGGUCUGGUGACAAAUUUUGAGUCCGAUAUGUCAGCUGCACAAUUUGCAAACUUGUACAAAGAAGAUGAUCUCACCGGUGGUCAUGUUAUUAUGCUUGGAGCUGAUCCUUUAAGCAAAGCUGCAGCAACUGAAGCAUUGCAUGCCUAUCCCGGUGGCUUGCAAGUUGGAGGUGGUAUCAACACCGAGAAUUGCUUAAGUUAUAUAGAAGAAGGAGCCAGCCAUGUCAUUGUCACCUCAUUUGUGUUCAGUGAUGGUCAGAUGGAUUUAGAGAGGCUAAAGGAUCUUGUCCAUGUUGUUGGCAAGCAGAGGCUAGUAUUGGACCUCAGCUGCAGAAAGAAGGAUGGUAGAUACGCAAUUGUCACUGAUAGGUGGCAGAAAUUCACCGAGGUGUAUCUUGACGAGAAGAUACUUGAAUUCCUCGCCAGCUUCGCAGAUGAAUUUUUGGUUCAUGGGGUCGACGUUGAAGGGAAAAAGUUGGGAAUUGAUGAGGAGCUAGUGCAGCUCCUUGGGGAGCAUUCACCGAUUCCUGUAACUUACGCGGGUGGUGUGACAGUAAUGGAGGACUUAGAAAAAAUAAAGACAGCAGGGAAAGGGAGGGUGGACGUUACUGUGGGGAGUGCUUUGGACAUUUUUGGUGGUAACUUGCCCUACAGAGAUGUCAUUGUUUGGCAUGCCCAGCAGCAGCUGCAGCAGGAAGUCCCCAUAGUUUAGCUCCUUCCUUUCCAGUUUUGACAGCAUCUGAUGGAUAAAGCAGAAUUAGCCCAUGCAGAUGAUCUUCUAGCUACUUAUUUUGACCGGUUUUCAUCGUUUUGUUCAUUGUGACUCUGGAAAUUAGAUUCUUGUAUGAGAUUCUUUGAAGAGAAUUUCUACAUCUAUCUGUUCCCCUUUUACUUUAUUCGUAAUGCAAAAGAGUCCCAAACAGAGUAACAGAAGAAGAAGAUCAUUCAUAUUAAUAGAAGACCAGCCUGUAUAGAAUCUCUUGUCCAGAGACUGCUUUUUCGGGCUGCUCUUUCCUUCUGUAAUGUGCAGCACAUGAAGGCGUAUUAAAAAAAAUAUGCCGAAUGAUGACAUCCGAACUCCACGAAGGCUUAUUGCUAAACUAUCGAUAUUGCUUCAAUAAACCUUAAUCAUAAUCAGAAGA